Molecule: messenger RNA, 2406 nt
Organism: Engraulis encrasicolus (European anchovy)
Lineage: Eukaryota; Metazoa; Chordata; Actinopteri; Clupeiformes; Engraulidae
Product: protein L-Myc-1a-like
Exons: 3
Coding region: 382-1656 (424 amino acids)
Biological process (GO): regulation of transcription by RNA polymerase II
Molecular function (GO): DNA-binding transcription factor activity, RNA polymerase II-specific; protein dimerization activity; RNA polymerase II cis-regulatory region sequence-specific DNA binding
Source: RefSeq, a predicted model, not a curated record
CCAAAGACGCACUGGCGGGAAAAGUAGCAUGCGACAUGCGUAAAAGAGAGUGGGCUGAAACAGACCUGCGAAAAAUACCGGGGUGGAUUGGUUAAAUUGUAUCCAAGGCUUUUGGAAAUCCUUUGCCGUUCGUUGGAAUUUACUCGGGGACCUUGGGCAAUUGUUUAGAUUUGCACCAUUCGUGGACGUUUAUGAAUACCACCAUUGGAGGAUUACAAAGGACGACUUCUCAGGAUACGUUGCAGCCAGUUACAUACAGCUGACUUUUGUUGCGGAUGUGCGUUUCUUUCCACAAGAGCUGCUCAAUCUCGGUGCAACGGAGGACAGAUGACCCGACGGUGAGAAGUUGACAAGAACUGGAGUACCUCUUCCACUCCUGAGAUGCCUGGAGCCAACGCAAUAGCACCUUAUCUUGAGAACUGGGAAAUGGAGUGUGAUCGUUAUCAACAUUAUUUUUACGACAGCCUUGACACGGAAGAAGAUUUCUUUAAAUCCACGGCGCCGAGCGAGGAUAUAUGGAAGAAAUUUGAACUCUUGCCCACCCCACCCAUGUCUCCCACACGGACAGUCGAUGCAGCGGCCGUGCUGCCACCACCCGACAAGCUAGGAUGGGCAUCCAAGCUUUUAACACAAGACGAGGACUUUGAGGAACGCUAUAAAAUCGACUCUAACGACAUUUUUGGAAACCUCAGCUCCAUUAUUAUUCAGGACUGCAUGUGGAGCGGAUUUUCUGCCAGUCAUAGGUUGGAGAAAGUCGUGGGCGAGCGUGCGCUGAUCAAACCGCUGCCCACGCAAACGAGUUCGACCACUGCAAAGGCUACUACCAACACUGUGACCGACACGACCGUCAUCUGUGCGCCGGCGAGAGACUGCGUAAACCCAACGGCUGUCCUCAACAUCCCCUGCAAUAACCUUAAGAGACUGGCUUCCUCGGGGUCGGAGUCUCGUGCUGACUCGUCUGACGAGGAUGAUGACGAGGAGGACGAAGAUGAUGACGAGAUUGACGUGGUGACUGUGGAGAGUCGGCCCAACAGGACGUUGGUCCCUGUCACCAUCACGGUCACCGGGGCGUCCCACGGGCCCGGCACCAAGCGCUUCCACGUGUCUGUGCACCGACAGCAGCACAACUAUGCCGCGCCGUCCCCGGACAGCGAUCACGACGACGAAGACGACGACCUGGAGGAGCAUGUGGAGGACCUUGACCCCGAGGAGGAGGAGGACGACCUGGACGAUAUCCCGUCCAGGAAGCGGCCUCACCUGGAGAGCCAGGAGCACCUGUCCUCCGCCUCCUCCUCGUCCUCCCCGAGCAGCCCUCACAGCUCCGACUCGGAGGAGGUGAGCGUGGGCGACCGGCGACGCAACCACAACUUCAUGGAGCGCAAGCGGCGCAAGGACCUGCGCUCGCGCUUCCUGGCCCUGCGCGACGAGAUCCCCAGCCUGGCCGACUCCAGCAAGACGCCCAAGGUGGUGAUCCUGACCCGAGCCGUGGAGUACCUGCUCCAGCUGCACUCCCGCGAGCACGCCCAGGCGCAGGAGAGGAGGCGUCUGCGGGCCCGCCAACAGCAGCUGCUGAGGAGGCUCAGUUGCCUGAAGAAAGGCAAACCCAUGUCUAGCAACAACACCACCACCACCACCUCCAUCACCACGAACACUUAAGAGGGCACCCACAAAGAUUCUAGAGCGCUGCAUUCUAGAAUCAUGAUGGACAUUCUGGAUGGUUUGGUUCUAGAGUCUUUGGGGGACCACUUUUAGUGACAGCCUCCCCACCUUGACUUGACUAUCCUUGCCAGAGCCGCCAGCCAGCCUCCUUGUCAAACUGCACACUCAUGAUGGAAAACAGAGACGUUGAUGGCUGAGUCAUAAAUCAAAAGAACGAUACCAAAAGUGAAAGUGGGGUCGAGGUGGAAACUGAACAGGGGACCAUUUUGGGGGGGGGAAGCCGUUAUGCACAGGGUUUUGCGACUCUGCUCAUGUCAUGUGGCGAGGUUGCUGGGACACUGGUGGUGUAUGGAAGGUGUAGUCCAUGUUUAUCUGUCUGGCCAUAGUUUAUCGUUCUGAACGGACGGAAUGGCUUUGUUUGCUGUGAACCAUAUAUCUCUUAUAGGCCUUGUUCAAUGGGGUUGAUUAUUCCUGGUUCCAAGUUGGAUUUUUUUUUUUAAUGUGGGAUGCUCAUGUUGGCUGUGUGCUUAUUAGAUCUAAGCUUUGUAUAGAAAUCACUCUGAAACUUGCACAUUUUUUUUCGUUUUGUUUAAAGGAUUUCAUCUGUACAAAUUCCACUGUAAAUACAGAUUCUAUUUGAGGACUACCUCCUGACUGUAUAGAACUACAAGACUACUUAAGAUGGAUAUAUUUUGCUAAAAAAUCACACCGCUCAGGUGUAAAAAAUAAAAGCCACUACCAUUACAA